CCUGAAUGGUUAAAUAUGUUCUGUGCGAUUUCUAAAGGAUUGUUGGUAGUUGCUCGUUUUUUAACGUGAAAUUAUCUUAUGUAGGCUGUGAUUGUUGAAGAUAGGAUAACACGCGCUUGUAAUCAACGCUUUCGAUGUCGGCGACUUUCACACCGCUUCCUCCCUCUUCUCCACCAUGCGCCAUCAAGGCGACGCCAACCUCAACCAUUACACGCUUCCCCUCCUCAACUGUGCCUCGGAGAAUCAGAUUAAGCUCUGAGAAACCUUCCAUUCCCUCGCUAUCAGGAUUGGUCUCGCAGGUGAUGUCUAUUUGUGUAACACCAUGAUGGAGGUGUACGCUAGGAAUGGUUGAGUCCCCUUGGCCCGCCGGCUGUUCGAAGAAAUGCCUCUUAGGGAUGUGGUAACUUGGACGUCCUUGUUAUCCAGCUAUGUUAGCGCGGGAGACUCUCCCGAGGCCUUCCACUUGUUCUGCCAAAUGCGAGCGGAGGGUCUUGAGGUGAAUCAAGUCACAAUGGCGGUCUUGCUUCGAGCAUGCUAUGGUUCUGAAGACAAGGUCGCAGGGUGCCAACUACAAGCAUUUGCGAACAAGGCAGGCCUCCAAAGUCAUGAGUUGCUUCAAAAUUCAAUUUUGAGCAUGUUCAGUAGAUUGGCUUGCUUCGAAGAGGUCAUGAAGUUUGUCAUCAUUCAAAACAGGAGCAUUGCCUCUUGGAAUAUCCUCCUAUCAUCCUACUCUUUCAUAGGGGAUGUUUCCAAAGUAGUCAAGUGCUAUAGGAAGAUGAGACUAGAGGUGACUCCUAGCAAUGAGACUCUAACUUUGCCCAUCUCUGCAUUCGCCAAGUGUGAGCAUCUCCCUGGUGGAAGAGAGUCAUGUUGCAUGAUGAAUGCCAAGUGAAGAGCAACACCAUAUGGAGCAUCAUGAUGUGGGGCCUUAUUCAGAAUAACACCAUAUGGAGCAUCAUGAUGUGGGGCCUUAUUCAGAAUGGUGAGUUCUUGGAAGCUGUCAACGUGUUUGAAAGAAUGCAAAAGUCCGUAAUUAAGCCUUGUAAGGAUGCUCUAAGGGCCUUAGUUGUCGCAUAUACUAACUUGGGAGCUUUGUUGUUGGGUAGAGGAGUUCAUAAUCUUAUGUAGGCUGUGAUUGUGUAAAUAGAAUUUUUUUUGUAAAUAUUAUAGUUUUUGUAAA
This is a messenger RNA of Zingiber officinale, 1180 nucleotides long. RefSeq names its product pentatricopeptide repeat-containing protein At4g31070, mitochondrial-like. The coding region runs from base 383 to 892 and encodes 169 amino acids. Gene Ontology annotation, molecular function: protein binding; RNA binding. The transcript is spliced from 2 exons. Gene Ontology annotation, biological process: RNA modification. The record is from RefSeq and is a predicted model, not a curated record. Lineage: Eukaryota; Viridiplantae; Streptophyta; Magnoliopsida; Zingiberales; Zingiberaceae.